Epinephelus lanceolatus (giant grouper) is the source of this 1426-nucleotide messenger RNA. The record is from RefSeq and is a predicted model, not a curated record. NCBI's taxonomy places the organism in Eukaryota, Metazoa, Chordata, Actinopteri, Perciformes, Serranidae.
AUGUCGUUAAGACCACCCUCAGACCUGAUCCUGGUGUCAGAUGCAACAAAGAACGUUGUCAUGCUGGAGCUCACUGUGCCAUGGGAAGAGUGGAUGGAGGAGGUCUUUGAGCGGAAGAGAGAGAAAUACGACAGCCUAGUCAGUAACUGCCACAGACAAGGCUGGAAGGCAAGGUGCCUACCUGUGGAGAUCUCCUUCGAGUUGGCUGAGUACACCGCUAAUGUGGAUGGCGUUGGUACGCUUCGUCUCCUGGAUGCCAUAAAGACAUGCGGUCUGACCAACAGCGUAAAAUUCUACCAGGCCUCUACCAGUGAGCUGUACGGCAAAGUUCAGGAGAUCCCCCAGAAAGAAACCACGCCCUUCUACCCUCGCUCACCUUAUGGUGCCGCAAAGCUCUAUGCUUACUGGAUCGUGGUGAACUUUCGAGAGGCCUACAACAUGUUCUCUGUCAACGGGAUCCUCUUUAACCACGAGAGCCCUAGGAGAGGUUCAAACUUUGUGACGCGUAAGAUCAGCCGUUCUGUGGCAAAGAUUCACCUUGGCCAACUGGAGAGCUUCAGCCUGGGCAACCUGGACUCCAAGAGGGACUGGGGCCAUGCCAAAGACUACGUGGAGGCUAUGUGGCUGAUGCUACAACAGGAGGAGCCGGAGGACUUUGUCAUAGCAACGGGGGAGGUGCACAGUGUCAGGGAGUUUGUGGAGAAGGCCUUCAAACAUGUGGGGAAGACUAUUGUGUGGGAGGGUAAGGAUGAGAAGGAAGUUGGCCGUUGCCAGGAGACAGGGGUGGUACAUGUGAAGGUGGACCCUAAAUACUUUCGUCCUACUGAAGUGGACUACCUGCAGGGCGACAGCACCAAAGCAUAUCAGAGGUUGGGUUGGAAGCCGAAAGUGACUUUUGAGGAGCUGGUGAAGGAGAUGUUGGAUUCAGACAUCAAGCUAAUGAAGGAAAACCCAAAUGCCUGAGUCCAUUUCAGUCCCAUUUAGACACUCCUGCGUUCUACUGACAGUGGAAGGGAACAUGUUGUAUUUUUACCUUGAUGACUUUUCCAAAUGAAGUAAUUGUGUCCUUUCUAAUUUGUAAUGAGGUUUGAAUCAACCUAUUAUUGCCUUUGUGUUUGUGUCUAUUUCCAGCAAAAUGCCAUUUUGAUUUUGUUUUGUUAUCACAUAGCAGAGAUGCCUUAUAUAUUUCCACACUGAUCAUGUCAUAAUUUAUAUUGAUGGCAAUUUUUGAGGGUUUAUUUAUGUCUUUGUUUCUGUUGAUUGUGACUGAAUUGAUUUCUGUCAGAGGAUGAAAUGGCAGAUUAUAUUAUACAUAGAAGAAUGAAGAAUUUAUCUUUACUGGAGAAUAGGAAUCAAUGGGUUUAUUAAUGUCCUGACAUAUAGAUGAAACAAAUGGUUUGGUACAAUAAAGAUGGAUCUUUUUUCA